UUUAUAAGUGCACAUCUUGAAAACGAGAGAGGUUGAUCAGGCGAUGAAGAACGCCAGCAGGGUUAGAGGAGGAGGUUGAUUUAGAGAGCUCCUUUAUCCUUGAAAACGUCAUUUAACUUUUGCCCCAUCGCAGCCGCCAUCCUUCCCCGGCCAUCUCGAUCGCGACGGGCUGUUCCCACCGAUCAAGCGGCGCGCGCACAUGAGGCCAUCGUUUCCUCUCCUCUCCCCUUGUGCGAGCUGGUAGCUCCCCUCCCACCAAUGGCCGUGCCCCGUCGGCUCUCCGCCACCGCGGCCGCGACGGACGUGUCGCGCCGGGUGCGCAUCGGCCUUCGGCCCUGCUCGGAGGUGGAGCGGGUCAUUGGGGAGCGCUACCGCUCGGGAAGCCUCGGCCCUGAGGACGCGCUCCGCCUGUUCGACGAAUUGCUCCCGCUAGCCAGGCCCGGCUCCGUUUACGCCAUCAACCAGCUCCUCACUGCCGUCGCUCGUGCGCGGGCGGACUCAUCCGUGCGCGGCGGCCCUGCGCUAGCCAUCUCCCUCUUCAAUCGCAUGGCCCGAGCUGGCGCCAACAAGGUGGCCCCCGACAUAUACACCUACAGCAUCGUCAUCGGCUGCUGCUGCCGCGUGGGCCGCCUUGACCUCGGCUUCGCCGCCGUCGGCCGCAUUAUUAAGACGGGAUGGAGGAUGGGUGCCAUCACCUUCACGCACCUGCUCAGGGCCCUAUGUGCCGAGGAGAGGACUAGCGAUGCAAUGGAUAUAGUGCUCCGACAAAUGCGGGAGCUCGGCUGCACACCCGACGUCUUCUCUUACAACAUUCUUCUCAAGGGGCUCUGCGACGAGAAGAAGAGUCAAGAGGCUCUCGAGCUGCUCCACAUGAUGACUGCUGACAGAGGGAGCUGCCGGUCAGACGUGGUUUCGUACAACACCGUCAUUGAUGGCUUGUUUAAAGAGGGCGAGGCAGAAAAGGCUCGUAGCCUAUUUCAUGAAAUGCAGGAUCAUGGUAUUUCCCCCGAUGUUGUGACAUACAACUCAGUUAUUGAUGGCCUAUGCAAGGCUCGAGUAAUGGAUAGAGCUGAGGAGGUCCUACAACAGAUGUUGGAUAAAGGUGUUGUGCCGAACUGCACCACAUAUAACAGUCUGAUCCACGGGUAUUGCUCUUCAGGACAGUGGAAAGAGGCGGUUAGAAUUCUUGAAGAAAUGUCCAAAGAUUGUGAUGGACCAGAUGUUGUUACUUGUAAUUUGCUGAUGGACUAUCUUUGCAAGAAUGGAAGAUGCACAGAAGCAAGGAAGAUUUUUUAUUAUAUGGUCCAGAGGGGUCCAAAACCUAAUGUUACCACCUGUUGCGUUCUGCUUCACUGGUACGCAACCAAAGGAGAUUUUGUUGAUAUGCAUGAUAUCCUGAAUUUGAUGAUACGUGACGGUAUUGCCCUUGAUCAUGGUGCCUUCAACAUACUGAUAUGUGCAUAUGCUAAACGCCAAAUGGUUGAUAAGGCAAUGCUUAUAUUUACAACAAUGCGGCAGCAAGGAAUUAACCCGAAUGUAGUCACCUACGCCACAGUAAUAGACGGGCUUUGCAAGGUAGGCAGAGUGGAUGAUGCUCUGUUGCAAUUCGAUCAGAUGAUUAAUGAAGGAUUGACUCCUAAUAUCGUUGUGUUUACCACCCUUAUUCAUGGUCUGUGUACCUGUGGCAAAUGGGAGAAGGCUGAAGAGUUCACUUUUGAAAUGAUUAAUAGAGGCAUCCAUCCCGACAAUGUAUUCUUCACCACAGUCAUAGGCAGCCUAUGCAAAGAAGGAAGGGUUAUGGAAGCCCAGAAUUUCUUUGACCUGAUGACAUGUGUAGGUGCAAAGCCCGAUGUUGUUUCGUAUACUACACUGAUAGAUGGAUAUUGCUUAGAAGGAAAGGUGGAUGAAGCGGCGAAGCUACUUGCUGGUAUGGCCACCAUUGACUUGAAACCUGACGAUGUUACCUAUAAUACUUUGCUUAAUGGCUACUGUAAGAACGGAAGGACAGAGGAUGGGUUAGCUCUUUUCAGAGAAAUGUUGAGCAAGGGUGUUAAGCCAGGAUCUAUUACGUAUAGCAUACUUCUGCAAGCAUUAUUUCAGACUGGAAGAACUGUUGCUGCAAAGGAACUCUAUCUGGAGAUGGUUAACAGUGGAACUUGCGUGUAUAUUACUACCUAUAACAUAAUUCUCCAUGGACUCUGUAAAAAUAACUGUGUUGCUGAUGCGCUUAGAAUGUUCCAGAGCCUAUGUUCUAUGGAUCUUCAACUUCAUAUUAGUACUUUCAAUAUUAUGAUUGAUGCAUUGUUCAAUGUUGGCAGAAAGGACGAUGCCAUGAAUUUGUUUGAUGCUAUCUCAAACAAUGGUUUAGUACCGGACGUGGUGACCUACAACAUAAUAAUGGAAAAACUCAUAGAAGAAGGGUUGCUGGAAGAGUCAGACAAGAUGUUUUUAGACAUGGAGAAUAGUGGCUGUGCUCCAAACUCACGUAUGCUUAAUGCUACAGUUAGGAGAUUAUUGUUUAGGGGUGACCUAAGCAGAGCUGGGGCUUACCUCUCCAGAAUUGUUGAAAAGGACUUCUCACUUGAAGCUUCCACUGUUUCAAUGCUAAUAUCGCUUUCCCCCAAGGCAAAAUGUCAGGAACUUGUGAGGUCGCUCCCUGAAAAAUAUCGUUUUCCUAUGAAAGGCAGCAAUGGAUGAAUCAUUUUCCAGCAAUGGUUUCGCGCCUGAUAUGAGCAUGCUCUCUAUAAGCAAAGUGUAAAUAUCCUUGCGACAAUGCACCUGUUUCUUCCCUUUAUUGUCUGUUUGUGCAAAACUUGUUGCCGUAAAAUUGGGCUGGACAUUAUCUGCAUUGUUGAACAUUAUCUUACUUUUAGACAUUUUUGGUACAGCAAAGCAAAAUGCAAAAUGGUGAGGGAUAUCGAUUUCCAGACCUUGCAAUGUACUGCAGAGUGCAGACAAACGUUAUAGAUGGGUCUAGUUAGAUACUGUGUCAGUGUAUGUGCUUGCUGCUAGUCUGCUACAUUAUUGGUGUCAGGACUUAAGGCAUGACAUUUUCAGUGAUCUCUUGCCUUGUAGGUCCCUCGCUAACUCGAAUAUUCAUUAGAUUCUAUACUUGUGCAGAAUAUUCAUUGCAUUUUGAUUAGAUGCAGCAUUUGCCGUUUGGUCUGAUAACUUCUGUAGGUCUGGGAGCUUAUCUAGGUCUGGGAGCAUUUGUCAAAGUUUUUCAGCUGCUCGCGAGAGAAGGCAAAUUGCUGCGGCUGUUGCUAAAUACCGGGAAAUUAAGAAGAACUUCAAUGAGGGCCUAAAUUUUUAUGUGACUUUGCAGCAGCAGAAGACUAUACUUCUGCACUCGGAACUACCUUCUGAGGUGGCAAAAAGUUAAAUGCCCCUGUGAGUUCUGCUUCUUUCAAAUGCAUGCGGUUUCGCGCCGCGGUUGCAUGGCCUUCGCCCUUCGCACACACCAAACGGAAUGCCCUCAUCUCUCUCUCUCUCUCUCUCUCUCUCUCUCUCUCUGUCUCUCUGCUACAGCCUGAUGGAUACUGUCAUCUUCUCGUCGAAGAAACGAUGCAAGGUGCAGUUUGCCUUAACAAUUCUGCAGUACGUAGGGCAUAGUAAUCUCUCAUAUUCAGUUGGCCUCCAAGCAAACUGCAGCAAGAGCCUGCACCUAUUGUGCACUGAGAACAUGUAGAAACCCAACCAUGCUGAUUGGAUCUGCAUGCAUUUUGUGUGAUUAUUUGACCUACAUGGCUACAUGUUCUCAGCAUGU
Phragmites australis (common reed) is the source of this 3766-nucleotide messenger RNA. RefSeq names its product protein Rf1, mitochondrial-like. Bases 259 to 2697 code for a protein of 812 amino acids. The transcript has 2 exons. Gene Ontology annotation, molecular function: protein binding. NCBI's taxonomy places the organism in Eukaryota, Viridiplantae, Streptophyta, Magnoliopsida, Poales, Poaceae. The record is from RefSeq and is a predicted model, not a curated record.